This is a messenger RNA of Salvelinus fontinalis (brook trout), 1131 nucleotides long. RefSeq names its product histidine-rich glycoprotein-like. The coding region runs from base 1 to 1131 and encodes 376 amino acids. The record is from RefSeq and is a predicted model, not a curated record. The transcript is spliced from 2 exons. Lineage: Eukaryota; Metazoa; Chordata; Actinopteri; Salmoniformes; Salmonidae.
AUGGAAGACUUCAUCAAGCAGCUGACAACAUUUGACGACUACAUUAUGCCCAAGGAUAUCAUUGCUUUUGUAUGUGAUCCUCUCACAGUCCGCCCAGGUGGAGAAUUCUCCUCCCUUGCUAAGAAAACGAUACCCUCGCUGGAUGAGGCCGCAGUUCAAACUGAGCUGAUUCAUUUCCAGACAUCGAGCCAAAUCAGGAGUAACCACUACAGGAGUAACCACCAUAGGAGUAACCACUACAGGAGUAACCACUACAGGGGUAACCACCACAGGAGUAACCACUACAGGAGUAACCACUACAGGAGUAAUCCCCACAGGAGUAACCACUACAGGAGUAACCCCCACAGGAGUAACCACCACAGGAGUAACCACUACAGGAGUAACCCCCACAGGAGUAACCUCCACAGGAGUAACCACUACAGGAGUAACCCCCACAGGAGUAACCUCCACAGGAGUAACCACUACAGGAGUAACCACCACAGGAGUAACCACUGCAGGAGUAACCACCACAGGAGUAACCACCACAGGAGUAACCACUACAGGAGUAACCCCCACAGGAGUAACCUCCACAGGAGUAACCACUACAGGAGUAACCCCCACAGGAGUAACCUCCACAGGAGUAACCACUACAGGAGUAACCACCACAGGAGUAACCACUGCAGGAGUAACCACCACAGGAGUAACCACCACAGGAGUAACCACUACAGGAGUAACCACCAUAGGAGUAACCCCCACAGGAGUAACCACUACAGGAGUAACCCCCACAGGAGUAACCACUACAGGAGUAACCACCACAGGAGUAACCACCACAGGAGUAACCACUACAGGAGUAACCACCAUAGGAGUAACCACUACAGGAGUAACCACUACAGGAGUAACCACCAUAGGAGUAACCACUACAGGAGUAACCACUACAGGAGUAACCACCACAGGAGUAACCACUACAGGAGUAACCACUACAGGAGUAACCACCAUAGGAGUAACCACUACAGGAGUAACCACCACAGGAGUAACCACUACAGGAGUAACCACCACAGGAGUAACCACUACAGGAGUAACCACCACAGUAUUAACCACCACAGGAGUAACCACCACAGGAGUAACCACCACAGGAGUAACCCACAGGAGUAA